AUGUCAGCCGAAGCCUCGAGUACAACUUCGGAUACUAUCGCAAUAGUGCAAACCUUUACAAGUCAAUCAGCGGUAGUGGCCGAUGUAAUAUCACCAUUUUUACCAUUGGUGGCCGAAAUAGUAAACAUGGUUAACGAAAUCGUUCAAAUCUAUCAAACAGCCGAACAUAAUAAGCGAAUCUGUGGUUCAUUGAUGUCGCGUGCCACCGCUGCCGAGAACUCCGUAAAUCUUUUGACAAUAAGACGUUCGGAGAAUGAAGAUUUAUUCAGAUCCAAAGAAUUCUAUAUGAAUUUCCGGAAAUUGGUGACGGUCAUUGAGAAGAUUAAAAUGUUUAUUGAAGAGGUCUCGCAGAUUAAGGGACUGAGAAGAUUUUUGUCUGCGAGGUCGAUUGAAGAUGAAUUUCAAGAUCUGACGGAAGAAUUUGAUGGGAUGAUGAGAAUUUUGAACUUUACUAUGGCUGUAAAAAAUCAAAUUCAGGCGGAAGAAGACAAGGAGAUCCUUAAUAGCGAUAUUAGGGAGAUGAAGAAGUACCUCGAGAGGAUCGAAGGUGGCAUUGCUAACAGCAUGGCAGAGAUUAAUGCUUCGUUAGAUGAUAUCACUAAAUUAAAUAUCGCCUGGCAAAAGAAAUUAUUCAACGAUGAUAGGAAUGUGCUAGAAUCAGCAACCAUAAAGAUGAGCGAACUCCAAGAUCCACUUGAACAGAUAAAACGAGGAAGCAAAGUAUUUAAAAAGAUAAGGAUGGGUGAGGAUGUCGCAAUUAAAGAGAAAAUACUCACUAAUAAUAAUGAGAAUCUGGUAAACGAUAUAACCAGUCAAGUUGUAAUAUUAAAGAAGCUUAAGGAAUCACAAUGCAUCCUUCAAUUUUAUGGAGUCGCUAGGGAUGCUAACGCAAUCUAUAUGGUUUCUGAAUGGUGUGAAUAUGGAAACCUACGAGAAUUCUAUCGAGAAUAUGGCCCACUUGAGUGGCAUAUAAAAUCUCAACUGGCCGUGGAUAUUGCACGUGGAUUGACCUUUCUUCAUGCAGUGUCUAUAUUGCAUCAUGACAUCCGUCCGGAUAAUCAACCUCCGUUUCCAGAUGAAAGAGAUAUACUAGAAAUUCGAAAGAAAAUCUUGGAAUUAAAGAUUCGCCCAUCUUUCAGCGCGAAUGUCCCCCCAGAAUGGUCAAAAACUUCAUACCAAGCUAUGCAGGAUAGUCCAGAAGCACGCCCAGCACUUAAAGAUAUGUUUAUGUCAUUGUAUAGCUUCUAUCAAAAAUGCCAGCCCCAAUCUCCAAGGCUCAAUUCAUUAACUCGUAUGCCCACAGAAGAUGAUUUACCCGAAGUUGAUGACAAUCUGGCUUUGGAUGAUUUGUCAUUGAAUGUGAUGAGUUUGAAGGAAGCCAUUGCUGAGCAUAAGAAAAAGGGAGGAGAUAAAUUAAUGGCUUGGAGAGCUUUCAAAGUGCAUGCUGAAGAAUUCGGUGACAUUACCGCUAGAUAUUGGAUGGGCUAUUAUUUAUAUUAUGACUUAUGUCCGAUCGAUGACCCUGAAGACAAAGAGGCCAGGAAGAAAAGAUUAGAACAGGCGGCUGCGACGGUCGGUUUGAUCGCUCAUACAUCUUUACAAGCCCAUAAACCC
Messenger RNA from Acaulospora colombiana, 1614 nucleotides. NCBI's taxonomy places the organism in Eukaryota, Fungi, Glomeromycota, Glomeromycetes, Diversisporales, Acaulosporaceae. The record is from the annotation of a GenBank genome assembly.